This is a messenger RNA of Hemibagrus wyckioides, 2770 nucleotides long. Its product is annotated as actin nucleation-promoting factor WASL-like. Gene Ontology annotation, cellular component: nucleus; cytoplasm; endoplasmic reticulum membrane. Gene Ontology annotation, molecular function: microtubule binding; actin binding. The transcript is spliced from 11 exons. Gene Ontology annotation, biological process: actin filament organization. The record is from RefSeq and is a predicted model, not a curated record. Bases 453 to 1928 code for a protein of 491 amino acids. NCBI's taxonomy places the organism in Eukaryota, Metazoa, Chordata, Actinopteri, Siluriformes, Bagridae.
CUCCUUCUUACCGACGCGAUCAGCUUACAGGAAGUACCUGUGUGUGUGCGGCUGUAAUAUCUUAUGUGUCGUGUAAUCGCGCGUGUCUGUGUUGAACUGCCCCAUGACAUAUGAUUGACCUGUAACUCUUUUCAUUACAUACGGAGUUUAUUCCGGUCGUGUGAUUGUCAGUCCAGUCGCCCAGUGACCGCUGCCAUGAUGUCUGCUCGAGUGAUGAGUUGAGAGAUCCACAGGAUACACGGAGAACCCUAUGGAAAAACACUAGGCUUCUGGAGUACUACAGAACUUUUUUUUUCUUCCUUUUACCAUAUACAAACAUAUAAAUUGACCAGAACAGACUUAGAAAUGAAGUCGGACUGCAGGCCGCGGUGACCGAGUCAAUGAUCAGAUUGUGGGUCCAUACGAUUAUAUUUUUCCUGCAGUGAUUUUUCGGGAUUUGAAGUGUCGGGAAGAUGAGCGGACAGCCGCCGCCGAGGCGACACACUAAUGCAGGCUCCAGGCUGCUCUCAGGACCGGAGAACGAGACGCUGUUUGCUCACCUGGGCAAAAAAUGCACUACUUUGUCUUCCGCCGUGGUGCAGGUGUAUGCAGCAGAUGGAAACUCAUCCUGGACCAAAAGAUGCUGUGGUGUGGCCUGCCUGGUGAAAGACAACCCUCGGCGGUCGUACUAUAUCAGGGUUUUAGAUAUCAAAGAUGGCCGAACCUUGUUUGAUCAGGAGCUCUACACCAACUUUGUGAUGAACUCUUCCAGACCCUACUUCAUGAGCUUUCCAGGAGAUAACUGUCAGAUUGGACUCAACUUUUCAGAUGAGCAAGAGGCCAAGCAUUUCAGAGUGACGAUCAACGAGCUGACGUCAAGAAGAAACCGGAAAACCGAAAGAAGAGCUGAGCCACCAAAUGUUGCAGAACCUUCACUGCCGAUGGCAACGGUGGACAUCAGGAACCCUGAGAUCAACACCCGUUAUAACAACAAUUAUCAAGGGAACAACAACAUCCCCAGCAACUUCAAAAGAGACAAGGCCAAAGGCAAAAACAAAAAGAAGAAAAUCACAAAGUCUGAAAUUGGCUUACCCAGCAACUUCCGGCAUGUUGGACAUGUAGGCUGGGAUCCCAACACAGGAUUUGAUGUUAAUAAUCUAGACCCAGAACUGAAGAACCUGUUUGACAUUUGUGGUAUUUCUGAAGUCCAUCUAAAGGACAAGGAGACGUCAAAGGCCAUCUAUGAUUUUAUUGAGAAAAAAGGAGGAGUCGAGGCUGUAAAGAGCGAGUUUCGAAGACAAGCCCCUCCCCCUCCUCCCUCACGAGGUGGUCCUCCCCCACCUCCACCCCCGUCCCGUGGACGAGGAGCACCGCCUCCUCCACCUCCCUUCAGAGCUCCUGCUUCUGCACCUCCUCCUCCUCCUCCUUCCAGACCAGGCAUGGGAGUCCCACCACCUCCUCUCCCAAACAGAGGCCCCCUACCACCUCCACCUAUGCCUGCCUCCAUGGCUCCACAGGCUCCACCUCCUCCACCUCCCCCUCCCUCUGCCGGAGGAGCAGCUCCACCUCCUCCUCCUCCUCCUCCACCUCCACCCCCGGGACCACCUCCACUCAAUUCUGCUCUCCCCGGAUCGGGUUCAGAGGGAAGGUCUGCGCUCCUGGAGCAGAUCAGAGAGGGGACGCCGUUGAAGAAACCCGAACAAGGGAACAAGACAGUAACAGACAGUGGUGGGCGAGGUGCACUUUUAGACCAAAUUCGACAGGGCAUCCAGCUCAAAACAGUAACAGAUGGUCCUGAGCCUGCACAAGCAGCUCCUGCCCCCACAGCAGGAAUAGUGGGAGCUUUGAUGGAGGUGAUGCAGAAGAGGAGCAAAGCCAUCCACUCUUCAGAUGAAGAUGAUGAUGAAGACGAGGACGACUUUGAGGACGAGGAAGAGUGGGAAGACUAACAGCACUUUCUCCCUCCCGCUGAUCACACUAAAGUGACACUAAGCUGUUUUCAGUCUCUAAAUUGUACUUUGAUUGUAAUGUCCAUGGCUCUCUCUUUACUUUUCUCUUCAUCUGUGUAAUACCUCAUUCCAUCGGAAAAGGUUUGCCGUGUUUUAUUUUACUCAAGGUUUCUUUUUCUUCCUUUUCUUUCCUUUUUUUUUGUCCACAGACAAGAAGUCAAAGGAACAAGGUUGGACCAGUCUUUCCAGCUUUGUACUAGACACAGGAACACUAUUUUCAUACAGCGUUCUCUUGUACCUCACAUUUUCUAUAUACAGAUUCUAGUGUGCUGUCAUUAUUUUCUUAAAAGUUUGAAUUGUACAUUUUUUACAUACAUUAAAAUUGAAAUCUGCUAUGUGAAGAGAGAGUAAUAACACAGAGAUAUGCAAAAUAACAUUAUCAUGCUUGAGGAUUUCUUCCAAGAUCAGUGGCUAUAGCAAUUGGACUUUAUGGUUCUGGUUCUCUUUCCUUUUUGUUUUUUAAAUUGACCAGAGAUCCAGAAAUAUUUUAUUUCUGAUAUUCUGAGAGUUGUUGCUUUAUUUUAGUCAACUUAGUAAUCAUAUAUUUAAAAAAUAAACUAAAUGCAAACUGCCUUAAAACUUUCUUUUGUCAUGCUAAUGACACAUGCUGUGAUGCUUUACUAAUUUCUCAUCGAGAUCCGUCAUUAACCUGACCCCAGGCUGAAUGCAAUCUUUUUACCUUGUUUUGUCUGAGAUUUGUGUUUGUAUCAGGAAACAGUGGAAAUUGGAAGAGAUGAGAUUUAUUAAAUUGUGCACUCGAAUAAAUGUCGAUAUUUACAGUC